UAAUCGAUACAUCUCGAGCGUGCAGUGUUCGUCCAUGGAUUUCUUUGACUAUUUGCAGAAGCAGAGGAUGGCUCUGGCCCGCACCGUCCUCGGCGACAACGGCGCCGACCAGUUCGAUGACGGCCAAUCCGGCGAGCGGCGAACGGCUGCAGAAGAUUGUGGAGCACGGAGGCGAGGGGCUGCGCGGGGCGUGGCGGCUGGCGACGGUGACGAAGCUGGUGGUGUCAGUUCCCUUCCAGUGCACACAACAUGUUUGUUGUAAUGUGUGUGUGAAAGGGGAAGAGAGGAGAAGUUAGAAGACUCCACACGUGGUGAUUUUUUUGGUCAACUCCUAAAAAAUGGACCCCACCUGUCAGAGACGCGAUCAAAUGCGGCAAAGCAAGCUAUCAGUUCUUGCAAGAAGUUUAUCAGAAAUGCAGUGGCUUUUGCAAAAAAUUAGGAACCGGGUAAUUUUCAGUAAACCUAGCUACACAUAUGAUGGUUUUUUGCAAUUAACUCGGCGGCACAGAGACCACAAGAACAAUAUCGAAGUGAUUGUGUGUGGGGCCCAUGAACACUGCAAGUAAUCGGAUGUGCACACACACACGGUGCUUUCAGACAAUGCGGCAUGAUGGAAAAUAAUUGAGCUUCAACCAGAAGCACAAUAAUAAUAGCAUUGACUUGACUUGCGGGCUCUCUGGCUGGUUCUUGAUGGCUUCAACAAGACUAGCGUUCCCCACUCAGUCAUGACACAAUUUUGAUGAAUUCAGAUUCUGAAGGGCACAAGAAGGUCACCGCAGGUCAUACCUGGCCGGAUCUACAUCGUUUAAGCCAGGUGGGUGGUUGUCUCUGGUUUUGAUGGGUAAAAGGAACGAGGAUACCUCAAGUUGAAGAUCAAAUCCAGUUGUUUGUCAUCAACAGUAGGCUAGUAGACCCGGUUAUACCCAUAACCCAUGAGUCCAUAAAAGUUUAGGAUCUCCACGAUUAAGUUUCAAUGACAACAAGACCAGCCAAGCCAUGAGGCUCAGAAUUUCGAGAAUCCAUGAGACUGUUGUGAUUGUGUCAGCUUCAGGAACGAACAAGGAUGUCACCGAGAUCAAUCAGAUGCCAACUUCUUCAUUUGUUACGCCAGUGGCCAUUCCAAUGAUAUUGAGGAAAAUAUACAACUAGGCUACUAUCCAACAGACAUAUAUUAGUAAUUCUCAGAAAAUAAUGGCGGAGAUUGUGAUCCUUCUAACCAUUAAAAAGAUCGGAAAUGCCUUGGCAAAUGGAGCGGCAGCCCAGGUGAGCAUGCAGUUUGCGAAGUACGGGACGCAAAAGUUAGAGCUACAGGGCAGCAUGGGUCGUGUUGCAAGGGAGCUUCGCGUCAUGCAUGAUGUUGUCUGUCAAAUGGACAUUCGAAACAGCAGCAAUCAAGUAUAUGAGGGCUGGUUGGAGGAAGUACGGAAGGUAGCACAUGUGAUGGAAGACAUAGCGGAUGAGUACUUGUAUCUAAUUGAUCAGGAACAUGAUAUAGGGUGUUGCUUUUACCUGAAGCAAGGUUUCAGAAAACCAAGAUCUCUGCUUUGUUUGAACCGGAUAGCUUUCAGGGCAAAGGAAAUAGAGAAAGACCUCACACACCUGUCAGAGAUAAAAAAACGUUGGGUCCCCAUGAUACAGAAUGGGGAUACUAGUAGCUCGAAUUACAUUGUCAAGAGGUCCCAAGAUCUAGCAAAUAUUUCACGUUCCCUUGAUGAAGAAGACUUAGUGGGGGUGGAUAAAAACAGAGAGAUACUUGGGCAGUGGUUGGCAGGUGCUGAUUUGGAGUGCUCCGUGAUAGCACUGCUUGGAAUGGGAGGACUUGGUAAAACAACUUUAGCUGCAAAUAUCUACAGGAAGGAGAGAGAGCAAUUCCAGUGCCACGCGUGGGUCUCCAUUUCUCAAACUUAUUCUAGAGAAGAUGUCCUGAGGAAUACAAUCAAGGAACUUUUCAAAGAUAAUGUCAGUGCUCUGUCUAACACUGCAGCGAUGGACAUCACAUGCCUUGAAGAGACACUAAAGAGAUUCCUGGAGCAAAAAAAGUAUUUGAUCAUAUUGGAUGAUGUUUGGACUCCACAAGCAUUUGAUGAUUUGUCUAGAGUGCUUAUUCAUAAUGACAAGGGCAGCAGAUUGAUAAUUACAACAAGGGAAGGAGAUGUUGCUGCAUUUGCCUCUCCAGGACGCAUCUUAAAGCUAGAGGCUUUACCAGAAGACAAGGCAUGUGAUCUCUUUCAUAAGAAAGCCUUUCCAACAGAUAAAAAUCAUGAAUGUCCUGUACACUUGAAGUCUUUGUCCUUCGAAAUAGUUAGCAAGUGCAAAGGUUUGCCUCUCAUUAUUGUGUCAGUUGGUAGCCUCUUGCGUGUGCGUGAGAAAACUGUGGAAGAAUGGAGAAGAAUAAAUGACCAGCUGAGUUGGGAGAUAAUAAAUAACUUAAGGCUUGAUCACAUAAGGAAUAUUUUGCAUCUCAGCUUCAUUUACCUUCCAACACACUUGAAAAGUUGUUUCCUAUACUGCAGCUUAUUUCCAGAAGACUAUCUUUUCAAAAGGAAACAACUUGUACGGUUAUGGACAGCAGAGGGAUUCAUUGAGGAGAAGGGUGAAAGCACAUUAGAAGAAGUGGCAGAAGGCUAUCUGAAAGAGUUAAUUGAUAGAAACAUGCUACAACUUGUUAAAAGGAACUCAUUUGGUAGGACGAAGAAACUCAGAAUGCAUGAUAUCUUACGAGAACUGGCUGUUGAUUUGUGUCAGAAGGAUUGUUUUGGUGUUACAUAUGAGGAUAAAUGUGGGGGUUCUCUUGAGAUGGAUGGGCGUCGAUUGGUAAUGCACAAACUAAAGAAGGAUAUUCAGCAAUCGUUUUCUAGUAUACGCCAACUUCGAACUGUCAUUGUAGCGGAUGGUAACAAGCCAUUAUUCACUCUACUACCUCUGUUAUGUAAGAAGUCAAGAUAUAUGACAGUGCUAGAAUUAAGUGGCUUACCCAUUGAGAAGAUUCCUGAUGCUAUUGGGGAUCUUUUUAGUCUCCGCCAUUUAGGUUUGCGUAAUUCGAAAGUAAAGAUGCUCCCUAGGUCUAUUGAAAAGCUUUCAAACUUGUUGACACUGGACCUUUAUAGAUCAGAUAUACAUUAUUUGCCUAGUGGGGUUGUCAAAUUGAAGAAGCUUAGGCACUUAUUUGCCGAGAAGAUGAAUUAUCUAGAUUGGAGGGAUAUUCAUUGUCACAGUGGUAUGACUAUCCCCAUUGGUCUUGGGAAUCUAACAAACCUGCAAACGCUACGAACAUUGGAAGUACAGGGUGAAUCAGUUAGACAUUUAGGGGAGCUGAGGCAACUUCGAAGCUUGAGGUUAUCAAAUGUAAAGGGAAUCUACUGUGGACGCAUCCGUGAGUCUCUAGUUCAGAUGCAGUAUUUGUCCAAGCUAUCUGUGAAUGCAAGUGAUGAGAAGGAGGUUCUCUUGUUGAACGUCCUCCCGCCAAAUCUGCAAACGCUGUCUUUGAGAGGACGAUUAGAGCAAGGAGCGUUGGAUGAGUCUCCUCUCUUCCAAGAUGUUGGUGGACAGAACUUGUCUUCAUUGGCUCUGUCUUGGUCACAGCUGAGAAAAGACCCCUUGCCAUCGCUUUCUUUGUUGCCGAACUUGACGCUUCUACACUUCACCAGAGCGUACAACGGAGAGCAGCUGACAUUUCUCACGGGGUGGUUUUCCAAGCUGAAGAUUCUCUUUCUAAGAGAUCUGCCUAAUCUGAACCGGCUAGAGAUACAGCAAGGUGCCAUGGCGAGCCUGGAAAGAUUAUCCCUUGUCAACCUCAACAGCAUGACGGAGGUCCCAUCUGGCAUUGAGUUCCUCGUGUCCCUCCAGUAUCUAGUCUUCCACGAAAUCACCGGUGACUUCUUGACAUUGCUGCGCCAAUGCUCUGCGAUUCGAGGGAAGAAGUGGCAUCAUACUCUCCGACUUUGACCUGCCGCACUGGUCGGGAAAUGUGUAGAUACAUCACCGGGCCCGAAUGAAGAUGCUUUAUAAUUUGGGCCGCACACAGAUAAGGCGUCAAUGAAUCUCAAGAUGAGUAUAUCCAUCAUCUCCGCACUCCUGAUGUACUACUGAUACUACUGCCUGAUGGGCACACUGUUUGCUAGUACUACUGCCUGUGUUUACUAGUGCUACUACAACUGUUCGUGACUUGCGUGUGAUUGCUUAUGAGGUUGUGGUAAUAUCGAUUUGGAUUGUGCCUUGGCUCUUAAGUAACAUGACACUUACUGUAAGACCGCAGAGUGAGUUGUGUUUUCACAUUCACACUGAUUUUUGCAGUACAUGAUUCAAUUCAAUUGCAUACUUCCAUUUGAUAUGA
Molecule: messenger RNA, 4333 nt
Organism: Hordeum vulgare subsp. vulgare (domesticated barley)
Lineage: Eukaryota; Viridiplantae; Streptophyta; Magnoliopsida; Poales; Poaceae
Product: disease resistance protein RPM1-like
Exons: 4
Coding region: 1192-3945 (917 amino acids)
Biological process (GO): defense response to other organism
Molecular function (GO): ADP binding
Source: RefSeq, a predicted model, not a curated record